AUGGAGCUGGCCUCCACUUCUGCAUUAAAACAUGUUUCCUCCCUCUCAGGCUCCUCCCCCUGUUUGGGGGCGGAGUUUCGGUGCCAGAGUGGGCGGUGCCUGCCGGGCUCUUGGCGCUGUAACGGGCAGACUGAGUGCCUGGGGGAGGGGCUGGGGGCGGGGUCCGAUGAGCAGGGGUGUGGCAUCGAGGGGAGGACACGCCCAUGGGCGGGGCGGGCAGGGAGGGCGGGGCCCACCCCGGGGCCCUGUGGAGGGCUCCUGACGGGGUUUUACGGCUGGUUGGCCCCCCCGGCCCUGCUGGGGCCCCCCCUGCGGUGCGUGUGGACUGUGGACCCCCAGGACCCCCGGCCCUGAGCCUCAGACUGCAGAUGCUGGAGCUGGGCCCCCGGAGACACCAUCACCAUCACCGACCACAGACACGGAGAGGGCUCUGUGCUUAAGACUAUCACCUGCGCGUCCAAUUACAAGGUGGUGGAGGUGGAGUCCCGCACCGGCCUCCUGUCCCUGACCUAUCGCAUGCUGAAUGGCUCAGAGGGGCGGGGCUUCAAUGCGACCUAUCGGGUGGGGGGGUACUGCAUGGUGCGGGCGGGGGAGGGGGUGUGUGGGGGCGCGGGGGGCUGCUUCGGGCCGGAGCAGCGGUGUGACGGCCGCUGGGACUGCCCCGAGACGGGGGCGGAUGAGCAGGGCUGCUGGGGCUGCCCCCCCGGGGAGUUCGCCUGCGGGGGGGCUGCUGCCCGCGGGGGCGGGGCCCUGGGCCGGUUGCUAGGACACCCUGUGUGCUUCCCCCCCGGCGAGAGGUGCAACUACCAGCUCUACUGCGCCGACGGGACCGACGAGAAGGCCUGCACCGUCUGCCGGCCCGGAACCUUCCACUGCGACUCCGACAGGUGUGUGUUUGAGAGUUGGCGCUGUGACGGACAGACAGACUGUAAGGAUGGCACAGAUGAGGCCGACUGCACGGUGACCCUGCCUCGCAAGGUCAUCACCGCGGCAACGCUGGGCAGCUUGGUCUGUGGGCUGCUGCUGGUCAUCGCCAUGGGCUGCACCUGCAAACUGUACUCCCUACGUACCCGUGAAUACAGCUUGUUCGCACCAAUCACACGCCAGGAGGCGGAGCUCAUACAGCAGCAGGCCCCACCCUCCUACGGUCAGCUGAUCGCUCAAGGGGUCAUUCCUCCAGUGGAGGACUUCCCCACAGAGAAUCCAAAUGAGCCCUGUGCUCUGUCUCUGCGGGGGCUCCUCCAGCUGCUGGGUCAGGCUCCUGGCUCCGCCUCCCGACGCCAUCGGAGGCCUCGAUUCGUCAGGAGAGGCAUCCGUCGCCUGCGGAGGUGGGGCCUGCUUCCCAGGUCCGCCUCCCGGCCCGCCCAGCCGGCAGGCUCCUCCCCUCAGCAGGCCGAGACCACUCCCACGGGCUCCGAGCCCAGCCAAUCGAGCCCUGGGGGCUCCUCAUUGGCCGGGGAGGGCAGCAGUUCCGCUCUGCCUCAGAAACUGGGCCUGACGCCUCCCAGGCCGCCCGAGGGCCCCCCUGCUGCACCCCCACCACCGGCCCCCCCGCCCCCACCGGCCCCGGCCCCGCCCCCGCCCACCACGGCCCCGCCCCCUCCGGCCCAGGCCCCGCCCCCCAGUAGCCCCCUCCUCGCCUCUCUCUUCCACACCCUCGGACUCAGCAUCUCUCUGUUCCGCCCCUCCUCCUCCCUCCCCCUCUCUUCUGCCUCAUCCUCCUCUUCCUCCGAGGACGAGGUCCUGCUCAUCCCCCUCUCCGAGGACACACCCUCUGACGAGGAUGUGCCCCUGCUCUCCUGAAGCCCUGCUCUCCUGAAGCCCUGCUCUCCUGAAGCCCUGCUCUCCUGAAGCCCUGCUCUCCUGAAGCCCUGCUCUCCUGGCCUUCAGUCUGCUGCUUUUACGUGUGAGUGAGUGAGUGAGUGAGUGAGUGAGUGAGUGAGUGAGUGAGUGAGUGAGUGAGUGAGUGAGUGAGUGAGUGAGUGAGUGAGUGAGUGAGUGAGUGAGUGAGUGAGUGAGUGAGUGAGUGAGUGAGUGAGUGAGUGAGUGAGUGAGUGAGUGAGUGAGUGAGUGAGUGAGUGAGGUUAACUCUUUCUGUAGAUGAUGUGACUGCAGGAGAGGGAAGUCUGCAGGUGUUGUCAUUCUGUAAGGUUCUAAAAGGUUGCUUGAUGUAUUUUUUUUAUAAUUCACAGUAAUUUUAUUAUUAUUUUUGCAGAGUUGCUUUUCAAAUGAUUAUUUGUGCCAGAAAUGUUUUUUCACAACACUGGAGUGUGUGAGUGUGUGAGUGUGUGAGUGUGUGAGCGUGUGUGUGUGUGUGUGAGUGUGUGAGUGUAGAAGAGGAUCACAAUACCCUCAUUUCACACAAUACCCGACUCACACACACACCUCUCUCUGUGGUUUGGUGUGUUUUCUGUUCUGAAUGCAGGCAGGCUGAUGAGCUUUAUAAAGGAGGGGCAAUUUUCACUGUGUAUAAACAAGCAACAGAAUCAACAGAUUAAAUGAUUUGCACUUUUA
Molecule: messenger RNA, 2514 nt
Organism: Conger conger (European conger)
Lineage: Eukaryota; Metazoa; Chordata; Actinopteri; Anguilliformes; Congridae
Gene: lrp10
Product: low density lipoprotein receptor-related protein 10
Cellular component (GO): plasma membrane
Molecular function (GO): protein binding
Source: RefSeq, a predicted model, not a curated record